AUGGCCCCCAUCCGUCCCAAGUCCAAGUCCAAGGCCUUGAGCUCCUUUUCAGUGAAAAAAGCGUCUUCAGCAGGGGAGGAAGCUGUUGAUACAUUUGAUUCCUUCGACUCUGGAUUUCAUACCUCGAAAAAGGACAAACGCAUCAUUAAGCACUCAGCAUUUGUCUCCAAGAUCGAAAAAUCCCGCAAGAAACCCCUCAAAAGGCGUCGACCGUCGAAAAAACUCGUCGCCAACCUCGAUUCUCUCGCUGAUGCAUUACCCGACGCCGAUGAUGAAGUCCCCGAAGACGCCCAAGUGAACAUUAUCCGACAUAAAAGUUUGAAGCACAGACCCGGCGCUAUGAAGCGGAAGGAGAAGCUUGACAAGGUUGAGCGCGAUCGGUUCGCCAAGAAUAUGGCGCAAAUGGCGACUGGGUUGGCAGAUCCAAAGGAGCCAGCUGCCAGCACUGUGGAUGCCACACAAACUUCGUCCUCAAACCGCUGGGCCGCACUGAGGAAUUUUAUCUCUCAGACAAUAGAUCAAAACCCGGAGUUUAAGAGAUGAAAACUGGAAGGGUUAGGUCAUGGUACGAACUUUGUGUACCCAAAUGAUGAUGCGGAACUAUAGGCAAAAGCGGAUGAUUACAAAGUCUAUUGAAGAAGGCCUAGUUCGACAAACGUAUCGGAGCACGAUGCAAUCUGACGGCUGAGAAAGUUGGGCUAGAUUGAGAGUGCCGGCAUCGCUUGGUACAGCAGUGGGAUCAAGCAACCUGCAUCUGCCUACUUUGAAUCCCGCCUUAACUUCCUUGGAAGUCGACAUACACGGGAAAACAAAAAUAGCAUUCAGGGUCUCCCGAAUCCUUUGUCUUUCAGACUUACAAACUACGAACAAAACAGCCACAUGACCAAAUGCCGAUAUAUAUGUACGUAAAGAUAUUGACGCGGCUUCUGGUCU
This is a messenger RNA of Coccidioides posadasii C735 delta SOWgp, 933 nucleotides long. RefSeq lists its product as uncharacterized. Gene Ontology annotation, biological process: maturation of SSU-rRNA from tricistronic rRNA transcript (SSU-rRNA, 5.8S rRNA, LSU-rRNA). The record is from RefSeq and is a predicted model, not a curated record. Gene Ontology annotation, cellular component: preribosome, small subunit precursor; 90S preribosome; nucleolus. Lineage: Eukaryota; Fungi; Ascomycota; Eurotiomycetes; Onygenales; Onygenaceae.